AUGACAUCUGAAUACGCUCGCCGCGAGGUUAGCAAACGCCAGUAUGAUAGUCAAUGGGGGGCGCGCCGUCCCGAACCGCCCUCGGCACCCUGUGCCCUGCCCUAUGCCUUCCCUACUGAGCCGUUUCCCCAGCUCAACGACGACUUCAACCAGCUGCAGCUCACAAAGAGCUCAAGAACACGCACAUCGCCCGUCGUCACCCGCACGCGCAUCGCUAGACAUGGCUCCCAGCCAAAUCCCACUCGGCCCUCAUCUAGUGGGGGCGAGGUGCAUAUGGUGCCCUACCAGAAGUUCUCACCCUCUCGUCGCGCUGGGUCGUAUUCCCACCCGACGCCCCUGGAAGACUUUCGCAAGUCGAGACGAUGGCCCCCAAAGGGAUACAGAUCGGAGGAUGCAUUGGACCCAGCUGAAGCAGAUGACCUCAUCUGUGCAGGCGCAUCAACUUUCAAGGGAUACCGAGAUGCCAUAGCAAAUGCACCAGAUGGAUACAAUCGCUUUUACGCGGUUCUGGAAGCUGAGCAUCAGAGCCGAACCGAUCGCGCACACUUUCAGCAGCAGGCAUAUCGGGAUAUUUCGCUCAACAUGACGGGCACGCGCGAUGAUCAAUUCCCGUGGUCGUCUCAUGAGUACCCGUGCAUGGCUUAUGCGUUCGGAAAGAGUGCGGGUACUACAACGCUCAACUAUUGGGUGAGCAAGUCUGGAACAAGUCAUGCCCCCAUCAAGUUUGCUGGUGACGCCCAACCGCGAAAAAUUAAGCUCUUGCAAAUCCUCGACAGACUACAGAAGCUGGAAAGUGGACUCAAUGAAGAUGACCCGGAGGACUUGUACCACUACCUGUAUACCACGCUCAUCGAAGAUUCGGAACGAUACGAUGAGGAGCGCCGCCAUAUCCGGAUUGAUCAGCAGAUUACAGACCUCAUUACUGUAUUGAGCAAUCCGCAGUGGAUAGACUUUUCACAGCCUAGAAACCAGGUUGUAGCAAAGUUCUUUGACGCGCCCGAUCAGCGCAAGAAGCAAGAGUUCUUCCAUCAACUGUUGCUCUCUGUAGAACUGUACCUCCGCAUCCAUUCCAAGGGGCAUUCCGAAAAGUCCAAGCGCAAGCUGAUUUCGCAACUUCCUCCCAUGAUUACAUGGGAUUUGGCUGUGGCACAGCGGUGGCUUGAGAAUAUGGAAAUCACUAAAACGCGGACAUCGUCCACGCAAAGCACGUUCAGCUUUGAUCUCAAGAGUAAGAGUAGACAGAUAGAAGCUCUGCGGAUCUUUGCUGCGACCCUUAAAUGGCCCAACAUGGAUGAGAUCGAGUACAUUCUAGACGAGCGGGACCCGAAUGAAAAGGCCGUCGAAGACAGGUCUGCGGAUGCCAUGUCGUGGUUUUCGGGCAUUAUUUUGCCAGGUCGCACACUGCCGUGGCUCAUCAUGAAUAGUUUGAUCGACUGCGACCAGGAUACUGGCGACGCCCUCAAGUACCUUACGCACAUGCACCCGGCAUCUGGAUUUCAGUACCGUGCCAACACUUACUGGUCAGCCCAAUGCAUUGUUGGUAAAGUCCUAGGAGCUGCGCGUGGGGUGAAGCAAAUUGCAGGCUGGAUUGGGCCAUGCAUCUACACCCCUGAGCUCAAACGGACUGAGUGUGUCAAGAUUAGGCAGCUUGAGUCUCCAGAUCCAGUACUCAUACCGGUUGAUGUUGAAAGUAUGGAUGAUCGUACGAACCCUUUGGGAACGAUAGAGGACAGUUAUCCGAUCGAUGACUACGACAUACCCAUGCCGGAUACGGAAGACGUCACAGACCUGAUACGAAUGGAGAAGCUCCGUUUUGUACCUAUCAAAGAACGACCAGAAGGGGGCCGGGGUGCUUCUGGCCCACCAAUGGUCUUUGAUGCUGCGAUCUUAUUCGCUUGUGGUGGCGAGAGCUGGCCGAUGAAGCUACGGUACGACGUCAGUUUUAUCAAUGCCUUCCCUUGCCACCAAGGGCCUCAUGUGCUAUUCUAUGACUUUUCGUACAAAGCAAUCAAAAUUGAUGAAGGCCUCGUAGACAUCACGGAUUGGGGUCUGCAAUCCGGUCGCACACCUCGACCUACCUCGUCCAAGUCAUCACCCGGCAAGAAAGCACUGGCACUCAUGAAUGAGCAGAAGAAGAGCGCUCAUGAGCAGGUUACGAACGUGCUGGCCAUUGAGGCACUUGGUGUCAGUGACAACGAGGUAUUUGCGAGAGCUUGGUGCGCCCACCAUGGACACAGUGCUAUUGUUGCGAAUAUCAAAGAGACGUGCAUGGCUUGUGCUAUCAGAGAGGCAUAUGCAGCUUGUGUAUCAGUCGUCAUCCUUACCGAAGGCGGUGUUGUCAAGGAAAACGAUACUGAUCUCAGCGUGCUUGAAGAUUUCUAA
Bipolaris oryzae ATCC 44560 is the source of this 2382-nucleotide messenger RNA. RefSeq lists its product as uncharacterized. Lineage: Eukaryota; Fungi; Ascomycota; Dothideomycetes; Pleosporales; Pleosporaceae. The transcript is spliced from 3 exons. The record is from RefSeq and is a predicted model, not a curated record. Bases 1 to 2382 code for a protein of 793 amino acids.